Messenger RNA from Daldinia loculata, 1689 nucleotides. RefSeq names its product heterokaryon incompatibility protein-domain-containing protein. The record is from RefSeq and is a predicted model, not a curated record. The transcript has a single exon. NCBI's taxonomy places the organism in Eukaryota, Fungi, Ascomycota, Sordariomycetes, Xylariales, Hypoxylaceae. Bases 1 to 1689 code for a protein of 562 amino acids.
AUGUGGCUGAUCAACACCAAAACCUUAGAGCUCGAAUUUGUUGCGAGCCCUAAGGAGCGCUCUUAUGCCGUCUUAUCGCAUACGUGGGAGGAUGAAGAAGUGUCCUUCCAACAAUUUUCAAAUGUCACGAAACGCGCGUCGGCUGAACAGCUGCGCGGAUUUGCCAAGAUUGCGAAGACGUGUCAAUUGGCCAAAGACGAACACAUGCUGGAAUAUGCCUGGGUAGACACUUGCUGCAUUGAUAAGACAAGCAGCGCCGAGCUAUCCGAGGCCAUCAACUGCAUGUUCAGAUGGUAUCAAGAGGCAGCUGUAUGUUUCGUCUGGCUUUCUGAUAUGAUCCUCGAACCGGCCGAUCUAUGGGAUACUCCGCUUGGUCCAUAUAAGAGAAUCACUCCGGAUGUGUUAAGAAGAUGUAAGUGGACUACGAGAGGCUGGACGCUUCAAGAGCUGCUAGCCCCGAGCUUCGUCAAAUUUUACGACAGAAAUUGGGAUUUUGUCGGCACCAAGGACUCAUGGCUAUUAGACCCCAUAUCAGAAGUCACCGGAAUCGAGCCUGAAUUCUUGACCCAUAACUACUUAAUCUGGUCUGCCCCGGUUGGCACUCGAAUGCGAUGGGCCGCCAAGAGAAAGACGACACGACCAGAGGAUAUAGCGUAUUGCCUCCUGGGUAUUUUCGAAAUCAACAUGCCCCUACUAUACGGCGAGGGGGAUAAGGCAUUUCUUCGACUUCAAGAAGAGAUCUGCAAGCAGACCCACGACUUAUCUCUAUUUGCAUGGACGGCUCGGCCAGGCUAUGCUUCUUCUUCUUUAUUUGAUUGGUAUCGCGGUAUCUUCGCCAUUCACCCAUGCGAAUUCUCAGGACUGUCGGGACUAAAGCGCGAGAGCGUUAGUCGUAUCUUUCGCGGCGAGGUCACCAUCACCAACAAAGGUCUCCGUCUCGAUGAUAUCCAGUUAUAUAGGGCACCUAAUGAUACAUUGAUAUUACCCCUCGGCUACAGUAGCCCGCACCCCGAUGAUAAAGGCGAAAAAUCAUCUUAUGGCAUAUAUAUCAGACUAACUCUUGAUGGAUACAUCCGCAAAAAUCCAGGCGUCCUCGCCAUACUAUCGGGCAACCGUACCACUGAUAUACCAGCACACCGCAUCUAUGUUAGGAAACAGUCAAUCAUACCAUGGGCUUACAACGAACUAAUACAAGAUAAAUAUAUCGGCGUGUUGCUCUUCCGAUUCGAGGGGCAGCUAGCUUCUAGAAUCGUCAAAGUAAUACCGCAAGAGUCGUUUGACUACAGUCUCAACGCAUUUCUAACUGGGGGUAAAAAGUUCUUCGGCUACCUACGGCUGAACGUGGGCGGUGUUGACGUUGUGGUCGUCUGUUGGCUAAGAAUGUAUCUUUCAAAGUACUCUACCACUAUGACACCUAAUGUCAGGUAUGGCUUUGCUAUCGAGGGCAAAGAUGGUUGGGACAGGUUAAAGACAAUGCGCCUCGAGACCGAAAUAACCAAUCACGCAGGCCAGGAUGGGACCGUUCCGUCUCUUUUGCCAAACGCCAAAUUAAGCCACUCCGAUGGUAGUAUUGUCACCUCACUCGGUUCAUCAAGCAUAAGUAUGGUCAUGCAUACUUUUACAAGAGGCCAAAACAGCCAUUUAAUGUUCACGUUUUCAAAGAAAAAGAAGAGGAGUCUUUUCCGUUGA